AUGAAACGACCGUAAUCAGCAAUUACAAGAGUUGAUGAUGCUAAUUCGACCGCUAGUAAACCAAUUAGGCCUUUAAGUGGUGUCAGCGAUACCACACUUAGAUUUUAGAAUUCAGUUGAUUAAUUAUUAAGCAAGGCCAAUUAUUCCUUAUAAUUAAUGAAUAUUCAUGAUAGUCUCUAGUUAUUUGAAUAAGCAUUCAAAAAAGGGGAACAUCAAUUAUCAUCAAUUAGAUUAGUUAAAUUGGUUGAAGAUGUAGUUUUGCAAUUAGUUAAAGUAAUUGUCAAAUCUGAAGAUAAUUUGAUAUCAUAACAAAUUUUGAACAGAUUAUUGAUUUGGUGUUAAGUAAAAAAUAUUUAAUUUAGAUUCAAUAAUCUAAUGAAGACAUUAUCCAUAUAAGAUGUCCUCCAUAUAUUUAAGUGAGAGUCUUGAAUGCAUAUGGAGAUUUUUUAAGAAAAUAAAAUAAAUAUGAUGAGAGUACACAUUAUUUAUAACUGUCUUUGUAAAUGUUAUCUUAAUAUAAAUUUGAUUCUUCAAUAGAUGAAUUAGUUGGUUAAACAUAUAUGCUACUAUCUUCAAAUUCUUUAUACACUAAUCAUUAUGCUUAAGCAAUUUAAGAAGCUUAAGCAGCGCUACAACAUUUAUAAUAGGCAGCCAUUUCAACAAAUAAAACAACAGAAGAACUUCAUGAAUCUAUUUGUGAUACUUAUAUUAACUUAGGUAUUGCAAAAGAGCAUGAAAAAUAAUUUCAAGAGGCUCAUUAUAAUUAUUAUAGUAGUUUAGUAUACUCAUAAUAAAACCUAAAUGAGAGUAAAUAAAUGAAGAUUUAACAGAUUUAUGAUUAAUUUUUGUCUAGGUAAGCAGCAUAUUUAUAGAAACUUCAAUUUUAAUAAUAAAAGACUUUAAAAAAAUAUAAUUCUGCAGCAGGAUUUAAUUUUAAAAAGCCACAAUAAGCAACAUUAACUUAAUAACCAUUUGUAGAUUUGGUUAAAAAUCCAACAGAUUAAACUAAUGGAAAAUUAAAUAGUAAUUUUUUUAAAAAGAAAUAAAAAAUAAUAAAAUCUGUUGAAAGAUAAAGAUACAAUGAGGAAAAAGCCAUGUUAAAGUUUAAACCCUAUUUAAAUAAAAUACCUUCUUCUUAAUCAACUUAAAUAUUAAAAUUCAAACCCAAUUAAAUAUUAUUGAAUAGUUAAUUACCUAGACCAUAAUCUCCCUUAAAAUAACCUUAUACAAAUAAUGGAAUUAAAAUUAUGAAAGUUGGUAAUAAGCCAGAAUAUAAAAUAUAGAAUAAAUCAUUGACUUCAUAUAAACCAGAUUUGUUUAUUACAAAACAAUAAUAAAGUUAACAACAUUAGUUUUCAUAAUCAACAUCAAAAUUAAAUUCUGCCAAUAUUUCUAGUAAAUAGCCCUUUAAUUAAACAUAAUAAACAUUUUAAUCUGAAUUAUUUUACAAGAAUAAAACAAAUUAAUUGAUAACUUAACCUAACAAUAAUAUCCAUUAAAUUCCUUCAAAAUUUAUUUAAUACCUAGAGCAAAGUAUAAAUGAGUGUAAUUUAUUAAAAAAUGGAAAUGUAUAAUUAUUAUAAUCAUAUCAAAAUAUUCAUUUGCCAAGUAUUGAAGUAAUAUUUUUAAUAUCUUAUAGAGUUAAUCAGGAAUAUAAGAAAUUUAUUAAGGUACAAUGAGUAUCUACUUAUUUACAUAAUAAAAUAUUUUGUACUUCCAAUAUUUAGCCAGUGAAAUUACAGACUAGUUUGCUGUAAAUUUGGGACCUAAAAAGAUUAAACUAAUUGGGAAUAGUCUUAAUGUAAGUGAUGUAAAUAACCAAUUUAAUACAAUUAAUCAAAACCCAUUAGGAAUGAAGAACACAUUGAUUAGUUUUAGUGUUGAAUAUUUUAGAUAUGCAAAAAUAAAUUUAGAAAAGCAAUCUUUUCAAUUACCAUACAAUUAGGCUAACUAAUUUUAUAUAUAUAUACCUGAAUAGAAUUAGAAUUUAUUAAUAUAAGUGAAAAAUGAUUAUGAAUCUUUAGUAUUUUUAGUGGAUGCAUUUGAGGAUAAUGGUUAAAUUUCAAAAGACUAAGAAAUAUAGCCAAUAUUUAAUCAUAAAUCGAAUUCAGUAGUUUCUGAUGAAAUUCAUCCAUUAUUAGCGGAACAGAUUAAAUAAAUUGAUGAAGAUGUAUAACCAGUAUUUGAAGAAUAAGAGGAAAAGUUAGUGACAUCCUAAGAAUACUCUUAAGAUUUUGAACCUACACCUAUAAUGGAAGAAAUUCCAUCAGAUAAAUUCAUUUAAAAAUCAUCUUCUUUACCAUAAAAUACUAGUAAGAAUUAAUAUGAUGGAAUGGAGAAGUUCACAAUUAAAAUAGAAUCUGAAGAUCAGAGGUAAUAAGUAAUUGAAGUAUAUGCAACAGAUAAAAAAUAAUAAUAGGAUGAAGAAGUAAAAUAAGAAGAGGAUCAUGAAUUAAAUGCAGCAGCUUUAUUAAUUUAAAAGAAGUUUAGAGCAAAAAGAAUGAAUUUGAAACAUUGA
This is a messenger RNA of Paramecium sonneborni, 2518 nucleotides long. The record is from the annotation of a GenBank genome assembly. NCBI's taxonomy places the organism in Eukaryota, Ciliophora, Oligohymenophorea, Peniculida, Parameciidae.